Messenger RNA from Numida meleagris (helmeted guineafowl), 435 nucleotides. It is a transcript of the gene RPS26, whose product is annotated as ribosomal protein S26. Gene Ontology annotation, molecular function: structural constituent of ribosome; mRNA binding. Gene Ontology annotation, biological process: translation. The record is from RefSeq and is a predicted model, not a curated record. Gene Ontology annotation, cellular component: cytosolic small ribosomal subunit; ribosome. The annotation marks the transcript as partial. The transcript is spliced from 3 exons. NCBI's taxonomy places the organism in Eukaryota, Metazoa, Chordata, Aves, Galliformes, Numididae.
CCAAUCCCACCUCAGACGAAGAAGAGGAGGAACAACGGCCGCGCCAAGAAGGGCCGCGGCCACGUCCAGCCCAUCCGCUGCACCAACUGCGCCCGCUGCGUCCCCAAGGACAAAGCCAUCAAGAAAUUCGUCAUCAGGAACAUCGUGGAGGCUGCAGCUGUCAGGGACAUCUCGGAGGCCAGCGUCUUUGACUCUUAUGUCCUGCCCAAGCUGUACGUGAAGCUGCACUACUGCGUCAGCUGCGCCAUCCACAGCAAGGUGGUGAGGAACCGCUCGCGGGAGGCCCGCAAGGACCGGACCCCCCCUCCUCGCUUCAGGCCGGCGGGCGCAGCCCCACGGCCUCCCCCCAAACCUAUGUAAGGAGAAGAUACCUGGAAACGUCCUCGGGCUGAAAAUGUCCCUGAGUUCUGUCUGAAUAAAGGACUUGAGACCAAA